Molecule: messenger RNA, 9940 nt
Organism: Limulus polyphemus (Atlantic horseshoe crab)
Lineage: Eukaryota; Metazoa; Arthropoda; Merostomata; Xiphosura; Limulidae
Exons: 18
Coding region: 1-6147 (2048 amino acids)
Biological process (GO): small GTPase-mediated signal transduction
Molecular function (GO): GTPase activator activity; phosphatidylinositol binding; protein binding
Source: RefSeq, a predicted model, not a curated record
AUGAAACCGGUGCCUCAGCUGCUGAAGGCAGUCACAGCUUCAUCAACUCCAAGGGUGGAAUUUUCUGUGUUUCUGACACCAUGGAAAGUGUGUGUACAGCCAGAAGCAGUCCUCUUGCGAACACCAAGUGCCCGAAUUAAACACCUCACACGGACCAUAGAUGAGACCAGCAGAUUUCCCAAGUUAGACGAAUGUGCACAUUUUCACUACGAUAAUGUAGAACUUGGCCCUCUAGUGAUACACUUAUGUGAUGAACGACCCGAUUUCACCAAGAUUCCACCAACACUAGCCAAUGGAACUGACAAAGAGAAUGAAAGUAGCAAGAUGUGGUUUUGUGUGGAAGUAGCAUGCAACGGCCGCUCCUGGACUGUAAGGAGAACUUAUGAAAAUUUCCAAAUGCUUGACAAACAACUGCACCGAUGUGUGUAUGAUCGAAAAUUUAGUUUUCUUACAGAACUUCCAACAGUGGAUAGGCUUCCAGAUGACAUAGAGAAACGACAGGAGGCUUUACGUAUAAUACUAAGGGAAUACCUCAGUCGCUUCUCAAACCUUGCUGGAAGCUUAAUAAGCUGUGGACCGGUUCUUAAUUGGCUUGAGCUCGACAACCGGGGAAACCGGCUGAUUGUAACGGAUGAGGCUGCUAUCAACACUCCGGCGAUAGCUGGUGCGUACGUCAUCAAAGGGUAUACGGCGCAGGCUCCUGACGAAAUAUCAUUUGAAAUUGGAGAUAUGGUAUCAGUGAUUGACAUGCCACCACCUGAGGAAUCUACAUGGUGGAGAGGAAAGCGAAGAUUUGAGGUUGGAUUUUUUCCCAGUGAAUGUGUUGAAGUAAUUGGAGAAAAAGUUCCCCAGGUGUUCAAGAUACCAACAGCUCCAACAAAACCUGUACUGCGAAAACAGGGAAAACUCAUUGCUUUCUUCAGAUCUUUUCUUUUGUCUCGACCCUCAAGGCGGAAACUUAAACAGAGUGGUAUAUUGAAAGAAAGAGUGUUUGGUUGUGACCUGGGAGAGCAUUUGUUGAAUACUUCCAGAGAAAUUCCUCUGGUGUUAAAAUGUUGCACCGAGUUUAUUGAAACCCAUGGAAUUGUUGAUGGGGUAUACCGAUUAUCGGGAGUGACAUCAAACAUCCAGAAACUGAGGUUAGCCUUUGAUGAGGACAGAGCCCCAGAUCUUAAUGAUGAAGCCAUAUUGCAAGACAUCCAUUGUGUGGCAUCCUUGUUGAAAAUGUAUUUUCGAGAACUUCCAAACCCCUUGCUGACUUACCAUCUUUAUGAUAAGUUUGUGAGUGCUGUUCAAGCUGAAGAAGACCUUCGACUUCUAAGGUUGCGAGAUGUUGUUCAGCAGCUUCCUCCCCCCCACUAUAGAACUUUGGAAUUCCUUAUACGACAUCUAGCAAAAGUUGCUUCAUGUGGCAAUCAGACAUCAAUGACUCCAAAAAACCUUGCUAUUGUGUGGGCUCCUAACUUAUUGAGAUCUAAAGAUGUAGAAGGUGGGGGAGGAGUAGGAGCCCUACAUGUUGUUGGUGUCCAAGCAGUUCUCACAGAGUACCUAAUUCGCUAUGUUGAUCUCAUUUUUAAUAACAGGCUACCUGUAUUCCAGAGCCCAACUUGUGAACAAGAUUCUCCAAGGAAACAGCGGCCAAAAUCCCUUGCAAUUUCAACUCCUACAAAACUUUUAUCCUUGGAAGAAGCAAGAGUAAAAGCUCUUUCUUCCAAUCUACCCCUCUUUCAGCAAAAAUAUAUUGAUGUUGGAGGCGGACCUGAUAACCUCCCUGCUAAAUACCACACCAUUUUAGAGUUACCAUCAUCAAGCAAAAGGAGCAGUGGAAAAGGAAAGAAAUCCCCAUCUGGAUGGAAAUCUUUCUUCUCUCGAGGCUGGCACUCGGGAAGUACACGUGAAAAGGAUCGAGGUAGUCAAAGGCCAAUUUUAAACCCUAGAAAAGCAAGCACAGGUUCUCUGAAGUAUACAACCACAGUUUUACCCUUACAAGAAAAUACUGUGACAGAAACAGAUGGACAUUCUAAAAAACUGCGUGCUGUGAAGAGUGCAGAGUCCUUAAUCUCUUCGUUGGCUAGUAAUGGUACAUCUUGUCGUAACUCUAAAGUAUCCGAGUCAUCGGGCUCAGCAGAAGAAGAUAAUGUGAACUGGAGUUCUAGAAGUUCUAAGAAAAAGGAAAGCAGUCAACAUCCCUCUCCAUAUAAAUCACCUAAUGUGCAUAGCAGUCACAUUCGCUCUCUUUCACAUGAUUCUUACUUUGAAAAAUCAGUAGAUAUUUCUAACGAACAAAUUGAUGAGGAAAAUGAAGAAAAUGUAUUUCUGCAAAUCGAUAGUAAAUUAAAUUUUUCUUGGAAAGACGGUAACGUUGCAGAAACCAGAAGGUCAACAGAACUACCUUUUUCUUUGGAUACUAUGUUUAAAAAACUGAAAGAUACUGAAGUUAUGGCUUGUCAGGAAAAAUCUUUCUCAGUUGAUGGACAGUGUAAUAAAACAAAUGUUGAGGGUCUUUUUGAUGUUUUUUGUGUGGAAUCUCAAGAUGGUUUCCAAAAACAAAAAUUAAGAAGUUCAGACAGUGAUGUUUCAAGUUCGAAAAUGCAAAAAUUGAAUUUUCAAAAUUUUCACCAAGCCUUCAGUUCCCCCUCUUUUAGUAAGAAGCUAGAAUCCUCUGUGAUUUUUAAUGAAGAUGAUAGUUCUCCUAGCUUGGGUAAAGUAAGGGACAUUGAUUUUGUGCAAGGGAGUAUUCAAGAAACAAAAGAUUGGUAUGGUCAAACCUUGUCACUAGAUAUGCUGAACAAAAAGUAUUUUCCUCUUUCCACAGAAGAAAAGCCCAAGAAUGUCAUAAAUGAUCUUCAGGUAAAUAAUAGAAUUGAAGUACAUGAAAAGGCAGGUAAAGAACUGCCAGAAAAUAAUAGCUGCACAAUAGAAAAUGAUCUUGGUAAAAAGCCUGUCAAAUUGUUAACAAGCGAAGAAAGAAUGUCUCCUCCUGUAAGUGAUGCAGUUGGAGUUGAUGAUGGUGUGGGAAAAACAGUUGUGGAACGGUACGGAAAUGAAGAAACUAUUAUAGUUGAAGUACAUGCCACUCAUGAAGGUUCUUCUGAUGAGGAUGAAAAACUUAAUGAAAGUUAUCAAGUAGCUGGCAAUACACAACAGACUGCUACUGGGAAAAGUGAAGAAAAUGAGCUUCACAAAUUUCAAACACAAGGUAGUGAACAGAAACUUGAUUGGUCAUCAACUUUAGUUCAAAGUUUCUCAGCUGAGGCAACUCUCUCCAAUUCUGUCAGUCUAUCCCAGCUCAAUUCAAUUCAAGAUUCCAAAGAUUUUCAUCAAGAUAUUAUAAAUGUCACAGAUAAAUCCAGCAUAUGUCAUUCCUCUUCACUUCCAGAGGAAUGUAGUAUUAAUAAUUCAGUAGUGUUAGACCUUGUGAAACUUCCUGAUAAAGAUGCAGGAAAACGACAUAGUGUCGAGAGAGAGCUCCAAGCUCAAACUAGUCCUCUUAGAAACUUCUUUCCUGCAGAGUGUCCAAGAUUUAUACCUGAAAUAAACCAAACAGAUAGCAAAGAACCGAUGUUUUCUUCUUCUAGUGUAAGUCUAGAAGAUGGAGACCAAGAAAUCUCUGAUGUAGAAGAACUUUUCAAGUACAAGCUGCUAGAUGAACAAGAAACACUGAAUACACCCAUAAACACAAUGCUUGUGAAGGAAACACUACCCUUAAAGAAUCUAGAAGUACAUGAAAUCAGCAGUGACUUUUCUAAUUUAGCUGAGAAAGACAAUAUCAGUACAGUUCAUGUGCCUCCUCCUAUUUUUCCUUCACAUUGCUCACUUGAAUGGAACAAAGAGAAUAAUGUAAAAAGCUGUCCAGUUGAAGAAGAAUCAAAAUGUUCAGAGACAUCUAGAAAGAACACUCAUACAACAACCAUAGACAAAGAUGUACAUCCAACUUUCUUCUCAGAUAAUCAUGAAUGUUCCAAGCCACAAGAAGCUCUUAUGAAACAAAAUUCUUGUGCUGAAGAAGUCUGUAAUAAAAGCUUACAAAUCAACUCUCAUGUUAUCUCAAAGGAACAAGUUGAGUCACAUCAUCAGAAUGCAUCAGAUUUUGAAAGUGAGGUUUCAUUUGAAAUGCAUAUUAAUGAAACAUAUUCAAGUGCUCAGAUCUCUAAUAUUACCUCUGAUCAAAGAUUUGAAGUUUCUGACAGCCAACACCAGUAUUGGUCUGAUUCUGCUAUAGAGAAGUGUAGCAUUUAUGAACAGUCUUCUUCAGAAGAAGAAUCCAGGUGCAAGUUUGAUUCAGAAAUUGGGCAAUCAAUAAAAAGAGAUUAUCAAAUGAGGAUAAAAAUGGAACAAUUACAAGCAAAGAAUAACAAAAAAUAUCCUCUAAGCCCGAAGAGGUCAUCACCUUGUGACUCCAAAUUUUCAACACCACCCAAACAAGCACAAAAGACUGAUUCUUCUAAAGAACUUAUCAAAGAUGAAAAGAAAAUACUGGAUGGUGUAGAACUUCGCAAGUGUCCAGGCAGACAAUUAGAGAAAUUUUCUGAGGAACAAGAAAUUGAAAAAAAAUGGAAUGUGAAUUCCCAUGUAACGUUUCAUGGAUCAAAUCGCAAUUCUAUGGUAACAGAUAGUAAACGCCUUUCAGAACCUGUUAUGAGCAGUUUGCAUCCAAAGUUCCUUCCUGUGGAUAAAAAAGACUCCGUAAGAACCUUACUCUCUAAAUUUGAAACUCCUUCUCUGAAAGAAAAUAAUUCUGUUAGUGAAACUGAUUUUCAAGAAACAGCAAGAAAUUGUUUAAAUGAAAGUUUAAAAAAGAACAAGCUUUCAUCAACUCAUCUUUUUUCCCAAAUCAAAGUCUUCAAGCCACAAUUUGAACAGCUCACAGGCACAACUUCAACCAAAUAUGAUCCCUUGUCAGAUCCUACCUUAGAAUGUGAUAUUAAUCCACAAGAUCUUCUACAAAUUCAUACAUCUGCUUCCAAUGGUGGAAAGCUUGAAGUUCAAAAAGCUCUCUCGUGGGGCCCAGAGGAAAUGUCUGUAUCUAGUACGAACAAUGAAAACAAUUCCCUAGAUUAUGUAAAACCACAAACCUUGGAUUUUGAAAAUAUGUCGCACAAAGAUUAUAUGUCAAAACAAGAUAAUCCAAAAGCCUUAUCAAUUAGCAGUAUGCAAGACAAGGAAAAUAAAGAUACAAAAACCCAAGAAUUUUCAUUGCCACUGGGAAAGAAAGAAGUUUUGGAAAACCCUACUCCAUUAGUCUCUCAAAAUAGAAAAACAAAUAUUAGUCCAAUAAAGUGGCAUUCCUUUUCUCCUUUAAGCUCUCCAAUUAGAGAAGUGACUGCAUUUCCACCAGUAAAUUCCAUUGUUAUAAAUCAGAAGGAACAAGUUCAUUAUUUAAAAGAAGACCAUAGAAGUUGGGAUAAAGAAAUAUGGAAAUCAGAUAUCAUAAAUAAAAAUUCUAAUAAUAAACUGAGAAGAAUGAACUCAGAGCCAGAAUCUGGAUCUCAAACUAAUUUAGGACAAGCCACUUCACUGUCAUCUUCCAUAGAUAAUCAAGAGAACUGGACCAGUGCAUCUUCUCAGUCUACAUACACAAAAAAUGAGACACUUUCAGUUUUCGAAGACCAGGUGGAUAAGGAAGGAGGAGAAGUGUGGGUCAGAGAACGUGCACAAAGAUGGCAGAAACAUAUUUCGGAGAAAAUGGGUAAUGUUGUACCAUUGUCAUAUAGUUCUAAUCACUGUGGGCCCAAGUCUUUCUCAGAAGGCUUAAACAGUACAAGUAAACUCAGUGGGUCACCCUGGAAAAGGGGACAAAAGCCUCCCAUCUUGGAGAGACAACUUCUCAAGUCACCAGUAAAAAAAACAUCAGAAAAUCUACCAGCCAAACCAAAACCUAUCCCUGCUCCAAGAACAAGCCUUGUUAAAAAAAACAUGACUUUAGAUGAAGAAGGCUCAGAACAUGUGCCAAAAGUAUCUUUAUCAGAAGAAACUACAUGUAGAGUAGCUAGUGUAGACACAUGUGAAGGUGGCAUAGCUUCUUAUCGACAAGUUCUGUCAGCUCCAAAAUGCAUUCGAGAUCGAGCUGCCAUGUUUGAACACUCAGCCACUUCACCUCAGAAGUCAUUAGCUCAAUCAUCAAGCAUUCAUUCUUCAAAAAGUUAGUGGCAUAGUUAGGUGCUUUGUUGUUGAUCAACAGAACCUAUUCUUUCUUUUUUUUUUAAUUAUCUGUACAGAAACAUUUUGUUAGACAAAUGUAUCUACAUGCAGAGCAUGUAUGGUAGGAAAAGUGGUUUAAUGCAUCUUUAGGACUCACUAGGUGAAUACAAGGACCAAUGGAGAACUUGUGUGCUACAGUGUGAAAAUAUUCAGUUAAGUAAAGAAAGAUACAGUCUUCCAUGGUGCGAGUUUUUACCAGGAUUUCUCUCUAAUAUGUUUGUGCAAAAUUAGGUAAUAGCAUUCCAUAUGCUGUUCAGUGAAAAAAAAAUAGUGUUGUGGUUCUUAUAUCAUUCCAUUGUUCCAACUAAUUUCUUUUUCAAUUUUUUUAGCCUGAACUUUGUACUAUUAUUCUUUUAACUUUGUAAUAAAUAAAAAAUAUCUUCUGAAGCAAAUAUUCACAUUACUUAAUAUAUAAAAAAAAGAAAAUGCAGUGUACAGGUAUUAGAAGAGAAAAAAACAUGAAGAAUCAAGUUUUAUAAGUCAAAAAGUUGAACAGUUUCUAAAUUAUCACUUGAUAUUGUUUAAAUGAGCUGUGUGCUUUUAAAAAGUUAAUAUUUGUAACAGAGACGUGUUAAUUUAAUCCCAGUAUUACAAUUUUACAUGAAAGUGUAAAUAUACUGGUUACUACAGCAGCCCAUUUACUGCAUAAUGUCAUUUCAGAACUUAAAUUAUUAUUUCCUGUGUCAUUUGGAAGAGGUUAUGUAAGAUGCUUGUGGCACAGAGGAACUUUUACUCCUAAUAUACCAAUGUGACAAAGAAAAAACAAAAAAUAAUAAUUUUCUGUGUUUUUUUUUUUCUUUUUUUGAAAAGGUAACUUUUUGUAUUUGAAGCAUAGCCUUCCAGUUUAAAUUUUAGGUUAGUUUUAGUAAAAUAAGAUCAGUUUUCACUGCUAUGCAAAACACUGACAAUUCAGACAUAGUAUUAUUAACAUUAGUCUGCUCAGUAUUUCUUAUGCAAAUUAAAAGACCAUGGUAUAAACUUAUGACAGUGAAAUAUUGUAUAUGUAUUUAUUUUCUCUCAAUAUCUUGUGUAUAUUUUGAAGCUAGUGUAUAUUUGUAGCAAAACUUACUAUGGAGUAAGUACAUUUAACAAUUGUUUUAAAUUUUUUGGUAUUAAUUUGUUUUGCUACUUUCAUUGUAAAAUAUACUUUUUCACAUCUAGUGUUUUUUUUCCCAUCACUGUCUUUGCUGUAAAUGUGCGUGUAGAUAUAAUUUUGCUUUCCUUAAGUCAAAACCUGGAUGUACUUUGUUUACAUGAAUGUGAUAUUGGGAUUAUUUCCUGCUAGUAAUGUAGAAUAUUUUUGCAGUUUCAUAUGAUAAAGUAUGAAGCUUUUGUCAGAUGUUACAAUAAUAACCUUAAUUGACUGCUGAACAACUUUUUGAAAACAAAACAAUUCAACAUUGAGUUUGUAUUGUUUAUGUGAUUGUAAAUAUUAAAUAUUUCAAGCACCUAAAUUCUAUGGUUGUAUAUCUGUUAGAUAAAUGUAUCUUGUAUUUCCUUUUUUCUUGUAGAGGUCAAAAUAUUUUAAUUACAAAAACUUGAAUGUAAUAGUAUAUAUGUUCAAUAUACUUCCUGUUUCAAACUUAGGAAGUUGAUACUCAUUAUAAAUGCAUAGUAAUGUAAUGGUGAUUCCUUUUUUCCUUGCAGUGUUAUGUAUUUACAAGGUUUUUGUGGUACAAUAUGUUGUAAAUUCAGAAUUUCAUUUGAAAUGUGAAAAUUCAGACUUUUGUGGCAACUUUCUAGCCAAAUAAAGUACGCUGAGAUAAGAAAUAGGGCAAAAACUAGCAACCUAACAUUUUCUUAAAUGGCAUGCCAACAUUUUUAUCUUUAGUGUUAGACAAACUAAUUCUUAGUCUAGCCAUAGCCUUCUGUAACUUAAACUUAAUGGUGUUAUAAAAUAUCCAUGUAUAAAAUUCAACUCACUCUAAAAAUUAGGGAGAGGAAGAAAAACUUAAAAGCAAUGCCAGAAAUCCUUUUUUGUUCCUUGUCACAUGUCUAUGGAGAUAAUCCAAAUAAGUAAACUGUACUGUUGAAAUUUUUCAAUAAAUACACAGCCAACAAAAAUAGAAGCAUUACAUUGCAUAUUUUACAAGUAAUGUUCAAACUUCAGUACAGGAAUUAGAAAACUUCUGUUAUGUAUUCAAACCUAAUUGCCAUCUUAAAGAUGACUAUUUUGUUGAAAUUUGGUUUUAAUCUGUAUUAUUUUUGUGGGAAAGUAGCAUAAAAAAUAGAAUAUAAAGGGAGACUGUGAAUAUUGGCAGCCUUUUAUUUAACAUUUAAAAACUAAUAUACUUAAAGCAGCUCAACAGCUCUUGUACUGGAAGCUUGAUGAUAUUAAUAACAACACAAAAUAGUAAAAUUAUAAGAAUAAACAAGAUAAUAUAUCAAGACUGGUUUGUUACAGGGUAUGCCUUUAUUACCUUAAACCAUUGAUGAAUUUCUUUUUGUGUACCAGGUAUGUGCUGUACUUGUUUUAUGUCACAAAUUGUAUCUGGUGAUAGUUUAAGGUGGUACAUGUGUUUAAAAUUUAAUUUAUAACUACUUGAAAUGAAAAGGCAAACAUAUAUAUAUAUAUACAAACACACACAAGUAACUUGUGGCAGGCAGAAGAAAGUGUGUAAUAGUAGUAUUUCAUAUCUUCUUCUCUGCCACAAGUAACUAAACAAAAAGACCUUCUGUUGAAUAACAGGAUAAUGUCUUAUGGCUGACAAAAGAUAGAUACCUAGUGUGCUGAUUUGAAAUUUGUAAUGGACUAAUUAAGUGGGAAAAAACAUCUGGAGUCAAGCUUCGGGAUCCAAUUUUCAGCCACCUAUCAGCAUUUAACAUCAUAUAACUUUUAAAAUGUGGAUGCUUAUAUGUUAAGAAAAGACUGUUUCCAGCACAUUGAAAACUUUAAUGUGGUUUGAAUUAAAACCAGUGUUCACUAUGAAAAUUUGCUUAAACUUUUUUUCAUAUGGACUGAGUAUUAUAUAUAUAUAAAUAAAGUGCAGGUAUUUUUGUAAUGCAACUACUCAAAUAAUUUUCAGUGAUAUAUAUAAAUACAUAUGUAAUCAGCUGAAACUUAAUAAGGCUUUCAUGUGAAAGGUUAACACAAAAAACACAACCUUCUGGGGAAAACAUUAUAGUAUUAUAUAAUAGGAUGCGACUUCCCCAGUACUGAGAAUGUAAUAAAAUAUAUUUAAGUAUUGUGUUAAGUGACUUAGUUGAGUUUAUCAUCAGAAAACUGUGAUGCCAGAAUGCAUUAAAAAAUAACCAAAGAAAGAACAUUAGUUUAACAAUACAGAUUGUGAUUUCUUUGUUAAAUGAUAUUUUAUGUUGUUUUGGAAGCGAUGUAAAAUGUGUGACAGCUGUAACUUUUUGAUGUCGUUAUGUUUUGGUUGAGUGCAUCAAAUAGGUUUGUCCGUGAACGUGGUUUUCAAUUCGGGACUUUUUUGAUAGAGGUAAAAUAACUUGACAUUAAAUUUAUUAGUCAUACUUUUACCCUGAGCUCAUAACGAUAGUAUGUCAUUCAUUGAUCCGUAGUUUUUCCUUUUUUUUCUAGUUCUAAAUACCAUUUGAAAUGGGAAAUGCCUUAAUACUGAUAUCCAGAGUGUAAUAUUUGUAAAUAGCACAACAUUUUCAGGCCAAACUUUUUUUUUCGUUAAGAGUAUUACUAAUUAAUUUAAUAUACACGAUGUAUUUGCUUUUUCCGGUGGUUGUAGACUUGUGUAUUUGAGAAAUAAAAUUCAUAAUAUAGUAA